CCCCAUUCCCCCCUUCUCCAACUCCUUCCUUCAUCAAACCCUAGCCUCCACCAAUAGUUGUCGCCGUCUGUCGGAGUGAGAGACUGCUGCCGCCGUCCAUCGCACUCAAGAACUUCCGUCUUCGUGCUCUCGGGCCUCUCGCCGGAUCCUCCACGUCGGGUGCUCGCAUCUCGCCGUUCUCCUCUGUGCUCGGCUGCUUGCGCCUCCCUCCGCCAGUGAGUGCUCGAGCUGUGCGUGUUGGUUGCUGCUCGUCGUUCGUGGUUGUCUCUGCUCGAUUCUGCCUCCCAGCCUCACUCGAGUCUCGUCUCAGUCACUGGCAUCUCGUGGUUCGUCUGUCUCGUCGCCGGCGGCAGAAGCAACUCGUGGGGUGGUCGCCGACUCGCCGUCGAUCGUUGUGUCACUCACCCAGCCACCGCCGCCAGCCGCCAGCCGCCCGACGUCGUCUUCUUCGUCUCACCGCCCGUCUGAACUCCGAAGUCUGAAGGAACUAAGGAAGUAGGAACAGGACAGACCCGCGGCUGUCUCUCAUCGCCGUUGCCGCGCCGUCGCCCUCGCCGUUGCCUCGCUCUUCUGCUCUGUCAAACAGACACUUGCGCCAACGACUAGUUUGACGGCCGAAGGAGGGAGCCGCCGCUGCUACUGUGCGGAGGUCAAGAGAGUGAGAUUUUAAAAGGAUAAAGAUGACGCAGAGAGCUGACGCCGGGAAGAAGAAGAAAUCAUCCAAACAGAACCCCAAUAAUUUGAAUGUGAAUAUUCUGCAGACUGAUCCUCCUACUUCUAACCUUAAAAGGAAAAGGCAAAAAGUUAAACAUGACGAAAGGAAGAAAGAGGCGGAGCUCCCUGCGCGUCGGAAGCUGAAGGAUGACCAUGAUGAUGAAGAAGAUUUUAAUGAUGAUUCUCCUAGAAACAGUGACGCGGAAAGGAUGUUGCAAGAUUCAGAUGACAAUGAUUCUCAAUCAACAGGCUCUGAGACUGAAUAUGAUGCUGAGUUUUCUCAGUCAGAUGAAGAGGAUGUUGGAAUUGAUGGUCAACCAAAUUAUGAGGAUUCAGUGCACUUAAGUUCUUUUAACCUACAUUUGGAACAUAAUUUAACAAAAGAAGAGAUAGACAACCAAAAUGGUUCCAAAUUUAAAUGGGAGGUACCAGCCAUUGGCAUGUCGAGUUGCAAAUGGAUAGGAACUGGAGAAAAUAUUUUGGAGGAUUUGAACUCCAAUUCUUUCGAUGGUCUGAAAGCAAGGUUGUAUGAGCACUGGAUGGAUGUCUACAAGACAUCUGGGGGCAAGGAUUUGAAUUCAUCUAUGCAAAAGAUAUUUUUCUCCCUUUGCAGCAGAUACCGGGAUAUACUUCACUGUAAUAAGAAACCAUUCUAUGUCAAAGGUCUCGAAGAUACAAGCAUCAUGGAUGCAUACAUAAUGCAUUCUCUCAAUCAUGUGUUCAAAACUAGAGAUUGUGUGAAAAAGAAUGAUGCAAAAUUAUCCAGAGCUGGAGAGAGUGCUGGUAGUGACAAAUUCCGAGAUCAAGGUUUUACUCGUCCAAAGGUUUUAAUUUUAUUGCCAAUGGCAAGCAUCGUGUAUCGUGUUGUGAAGAGGCUUAUACAACUUACACCUUCAGCUCACAAGGUUAAUGUUGAGCAUAUGGAUCGUUUUUUAACUAAAUUUGGAAGUGAAGAGGGCAAUGAGGAAAAUGACCAUGAUUCUGAAAAUAAAAAACCUCAAAAAGCAUCCAAACCAUCUGACUAUGAAGUACUUUUUGGUGGCAAUAAUGAGGACGAUUUUAUGAUUGGCAUCAAAUUUACUAGGAAGACAAUUAAGUUGUUCAGUGAUUUCCAUACCUCAGACAUCAUUGUUGCUUCAGCGCUUUCCUUGGUUAAUAAAAUUGAAGAGGCCGGGAGUAACAAGGAAAAAGAUGUAGAUUUUCUUUCAUCGAUCGAGGUGCUGAUUGUUGAUCAUGCUGAUGUAAUAGCAAUGCAGAAUUGGUAUCAUGUACAUACAGUUAUUGACCACUUGAACCGUUUACCAUCGAAGCAGCCUGGAACUGAUGUUAUGCGCAUUAGACCAUGGUAUCUUGAUGAUAAUGCCAGAUUUUACAGGCAAACAAUUGUUCUGGGGUUUUAUUCAAAUCCAGAUAUAAAUGCUUCAUUCAAUCAUCAGUGCUGUAAUUAUGAAGGGAAGGUGAAGCUGGUUUGUGAUUAUAAAGGUGUUUUACACAAAGUUCUUCCCGAAAUAAGACAAAUCUAUGAACGAUUUCAUGUAGACUCAAUAGUAGAUGCUGAUGAUGCUCGCUUUGAUUAUUUUGUUAAGAAGGUUUUCCCACGGAUCAAAGAUUCUGAUCAGGGAGGCAUUAUGAUAUUUAUCAGUUCUUACUUUGAAUUUAUUCGAAUCCGAAAUUUUUUGAAGUCACAGAAUGCUUCAUUUUGUCUUCUUGGGGAGUAUACGACCCAAAGUGACAUUUCUCGUGCACGUAAUUGGUUCAAUGAAGCAAAAAGGAAGAUCAUGCUUUACACCGAGAGGUCUCACUUCUACCACCGAUACAAGAUUCGUGGAGUUCAGAACUUAAUCAUGUAUUCACUACCAGAAAGGAAGGAGUUUUUUCCUGAGAUUCUGAAUAUGCUUGAUGGGUCUGCCAAUAUGGCAUGCACUCUUAUGUUUUCUUCCCUUGACAAGUUUCGGCUGGACAGAAUUGUUGGGACUAAUAAAGCAAAAAGGAUGGUGACUGCGGAGAAAUCUGUAUUUUUCUUUUGCCAUUAGAAAUCUGUAGUAUUCCAAAACCUUUAAUGUUCUUAGAUUUUGAGAACAUCCUUUUUGACCAAAUGAAGCUGAAAAGGACCCCAUUUUUUCCGUGGUGCGUUGAGAGACUGCCUCAAUUUCAGUUUCGGAACACAAAUGAAGGGAAACUUAUGCGUUGGGUCGAGUCUCUAUUAGUCUUACUCUUUUCGAGUUAAAUUCAGAUUGUGAAUACUGAAUAGGCAUAGUGAAAAUAUUGCAGUUUGAGAGGGUUGUAAUCUUGGUUGUAAUCUUAUAUACUUUUUGGCUUACAUGACUAUAUAUAUUAAACAAAUAUUUUUACGUUGCCUUGAUAC
Messenger RNA from Arachis ipaensis, 3079 nucleotides. Its product is annotated as protein NUCLEOLAR FACTOR 1. Gene Ontology annotation, molecular function: U3 snoRNA binding; rRNA binding. The record is from RefSeq and is a predicted model, not a curated record. Lineage: Eukaryota; Viridiplantae; Streptophyta; Magnoliopsida; Fabales; Fabaceae. Gene Ontology annotation, biological process: maturation of SSU-rRNA from tricistronic rRNA transcript (SSU-rRNA, 5.8S rRNA, LSU-rRNA). Gene Ontology annotation, cellular component: small-subunit processome; nucleolus.